This is a messenger RNA of Schistosoma bovis, 1268 nucleotides long. Lineage: Eukaryota; Metazoa; Platyhelminthes; Trematoda; Strigeidida; Schistosomatidae. The record is from the annotation of a GenBank genome assembly.
UGAAGACUGAAGAUAACCAUUUGAAACAAUUUGAUUGGCGGACUAUACACACAGUGCGUUACAGUAGCCAGCACCUCAAGAGGCAAUGAUGGAUAUAUUUAUGUGAUUGUGUAUUGGUGGUCUCUGUUAUCUAAAUUUUGAUAAAUUUUUUCUUCAAUCGGGUUCUAAAUUCAUUCUCAUUAGUGAGGAAUAUGUUGAAUCCAAACGAAGAUACUGAAUGGAACGAUAUUUUACGUCAGAAAGGGAUUUUACCACCGAAAAAGAUUGAACCUGAAGAAGAAAUCCCUCUACCUCCAGAUCCAAAAUCUAUUUUAGAUAAAUUGACAUCGGAUGAGUUAGAUGAGAAACUUGAUUUAUUGGAAGAUGGAGAGAUUGAUGAUGAAGAGGCUCGUUUUCUUGAAGAAUAUCGACGUAAACGCAUUGCGAUGAUGCAGGAGGUGGCAUCAAAAUCUCGUUUUGGUAAUGUACGGGAAGUCACCAAAGCUGACUGGACAACCGAAGUGACAAAUGCUGGUGAUACAUUUGUUGUAAUCCAUAUUGGGGAAAAAGGGCAUGGAUUAUGCAGUUUAAUUGACCAACAUUUUCGUAAAUUAGCACAAAAAUUUCCCACAGUGAAAUUUCUUCGUGGUGAAGCUAGCUUAUGUAUUCCAAAUUAUCCAACAAGCAACUUACCAUCAAUUCUUAUCUAUAAAUCUGGUGAUUUAAAAGAACAGUUAAUUGGUCCUGAAGCUGUUGGUGGAAAUACGGUCACUGUGAAAGAAUUAGAAUGGCAUUUAGCCAAACUAGGCGUAUUAGAGUCGAAAUUAACUAAAGAUCCAUCGAAAAGAAUGAAUAUUAAACUGGCUCAUAGUAAUCGUAUCAAACAUAUAGGUGGUGAAUUGUCUGAUGACGAUGAGGAGGAUCAUGAGACUGACGAUGAUGAUAAUUAAAGAUAAUUUACAAUAGAGCAAUUGAUAUGAUUUUCUUGGCUCAUGCUCAAAAUAUUGCAGUCUUCUUUCCUUUUCGCGCCAAAAUACUAUUUGUAUGUGUAUACUAAGUUAUUGUUUUUCAAUUAUUCUUUCUAUGUUUCCUACAUAUAUUGGGGUUUCCAAUUUUAACAAAUUGUGGAUUAAAUUCAUUCUGCCCUUAAAUUAGUUUGCUUAUAUUGAAUUGAUGUGCUUCGAAUAAUUAUAAUAGGAUUCUAAUCUCUCUGUUACUAUUAUGAAUUAUUGGUUGGUCUCUUUUUGCACAUGUGACGCCUUAGCAGAUAAACUGGAUAUUGACAUAAA